Diplodia corticola is the source of this 1623-nucleotide messenger RNA. RefSeq lists its product as uncharacterized. Gene Ontology annotation, cellular component: cytoplasm. The coding region runs from base 1 to 1623 and encodes 540 amino acids. The transcript is spliced from 2 exons. NCBI's taxonomy places the organism in Eukaryota, Fungi, Ascomycota, Dothideomycetes, Botryosphaeriales, Botryosphaeriaceae. The record is from RefSeq and is a predicted model, not a curated record. Gene Ontology annotation, molecular function: zinc ion binding; nucleic acid binding.
AUGGGGUCCGGCCAGAGCUCCGCAAACGGCGGCGGGGCGUCGCAGCAAGCCGCAAAUGCCGCCAUGAAGACGAGCUACUACGAGCUGCUGAGCGUUGAGCGCCAGGCCACCGAGGACGAGAUCAAGAAAGCCUACCGCCGCAAAGCACUCGAGCUGCACCCGGACCGCAACCACGGCAACGAAGAAUGGGCAACCGAGAUGUUCGCCGAGGUGCAGUCGGCGUACGAGGUGCUUUCGGACCCGCAAGAACGCGCCUGGUACGACUCGCACGAGUCGGCCAUCCUCAGCGGCGCCGACCCGGCUGACGCCCACUUCGAGCACGACGUCAAAGUCACCACCGCCGACGACCUCACCCGCAUGCUGCGCCGCUUCAACAGCCGCGUCGAGUACUCGGACGAGCCCGCCGGCUUCUUCGGCUUCCUGCGCGACACCUUCGACACCCUGGCCAAGGAGGAGGCCGUGGCCGCCAUCUGGGACGGCCUGGACGCCCCCGAGUACCCCACCUUUGGCCGCAGCGACUCGUCGUACGAGGACGUCGUGCGCCAGUUCUAUGCCGUGUGGAUGAGCUUCUCCACCCGCAAGUCGUUCGCCUGGAAGGACAUCUACCGCUACUCGGACGCCCCCGACCGCCGCACGAGGCGCUACAUGGAGAAGGAGAAUGCCCGCCUGCGCGACGAGGGCGUGCGCGAGUUCAACGACGCUGUGCGCCAGCUGGUCGCUUUCGUGCGGAAGCGGGACCCCCGUUGGGCGCCCAAUACCCAGACCGAGGCCGAGAGGCAGAAGGCUCUGAAGGAGAUGCGUGACGCCCAGGCCGCGCGCGCCAGGGCCGAACGCGAGGCCUUGAUGCACGAGGAGGUGCCCGAGUGGACGAGGGCCCGGGACCCCGAGGAAUCCGAGGAGAGCGAGGAAGAGGAAAUAGUGGAGGAGCAUUUCGAGUGCGUGGCUUGCAACAAGACUUUCAAGAGCGAAAACCAGUGGCAGGCGCACGAGAAGAGUAAGAAGCAUCAGAAGGCGGUAUAUGCACUGCAGAAGAAGAUGCGGAAGGAAAACAAAAACCUCAAUUUGGACGACGAGGUGCCCAGCAGCGGUGUGGAGACACCCGAUGCUGUUGAAGAAGAAACCAUUGAAGAAAAAGAAGACGAAGCAGAAGCAGAGGAAACGACUCAAGCAAUGCGGAACGUUGAUCUAGGAGGUGAAGACGCAUCCGAGGAAGAGAAACCGUCUGCGAACAACAAUAAACCAAACCCAUCCGGAUCUGAGGAAGACGAAGAGGACGAUGACUAUGUUCCACGGUCGAAACUAGAGUCUAGGCUGGCAGGGGAUGCCGAUUCAGACGAGGGAGAUGAAGACCCGAAGUUGAAGCUUGGCCUGGAAUCAGACGACGAAAAACCGGUUGCAGCGGCCGCACCAAAGAAGGGAAAGGCGGCACAAAAACGAGCAAAGAAAGCAGCAAAACAGGCCGUUGCAGACGAGGAAGAGCUGAAGCACAAGUGUGCCGUAUGUCAAACUGGAUUCGCGUCCAAGACAAGGCUGUUCCAACAUAUCAAGGACCAUGGGCAUGCCGCUCCUGUCACUCAGACGAAGGGAGCCGGUGGCGGUGGAAAGAAGAAGGGGAAAAGAUAG